AGAAAACACAUCACUACCGUUCGAGAAAAAACCUCUGGAUGAUAUUACUUCUCUGCUUUCCUCCACACCCAUGAAACUCAUCAUCCCUGCAAUUAAGCUUUGGCAUUCCAAUCGAAAGAGAACCCCCUUUAUAAUCAAUUUGGAGCCCCAUUUUCAAUACUCUAAUUCUUGUUGUUUCUUUUCCGAUCAAAGACAGUUCUACAUUGAAGACCCAAAGAGAAGACUGUUCUUAAACGCAGGCCGAAGAUCAAGCCUUUUCUCCAAUGGCGUCCACACCCGAUUUUCAAGCCGGAUCUUCGAUCAAAGCCUUUUCUUCAAUCGCGUCGACGCUCGACUCUCAAGCCGGAUUGAAGAUCCUGGAGGACAUAACAACGAAUGCUGCUCAAGUACAGCACCAGGUGUUGGACGAAAUUCUCAAACGAAACGCGAAUACGGAGUAUCUCCGCUGCUUUCUCAACGGCGAUUCAGAUAAGGAACUCUUUAAGCAGAAAGUUCCAGUGGUGGAAUAUGAAGAUAUCUCCCCUUUCACAGACCGAAUUGCGAAUGGAGAGCCGUCAAAUAUUCUCCUAGACGAACCCAUUUCCGAGUUUCUUCUAAGCUCUGGGACCUCUGGAGGGAAGAGGAAGUUAAUGCCUUCUACAGCUAAGUAUAUGGACAUGAAGUUUGUCUGUAGCCAACUGGUGAAUUUAGUGAUGAUUAAGCAUGUAGAAGGAUUGACACAAGGAAAAUGGAUGAACUUUUACUUCAUGAAACCAGAUUUUGAAACCCCUUCAGGGCUUACAGCAACAACAUUCAUGUCAAGCUUAAUCAAGAUAAUUCAACAGAAGUAUCCCCAGAAUAAAAUUUACACUAGCCCUGACGUUAUUAUCCGUUGUUUAGACUCCAAUCAGAGCAUGUAUUGCCAAUUACUUUGUGGUCUAAUUCAACGAGAUAAUGUUGUCACUACUGGUGCAGCUUUCGCAUCUACUUUCCUUGUUGUCAUUAAUUUCCUGGAAGAUCAUUGGAAAGAGUUGUGCUCAAACAUAAGAACUGGUCAUUUGAGUGACUGGAUUACUGAUUCUGGAUGUAGAGAUUCAGUCAAAUUGAUUAUGAGUGAACCUAAUCUGGAAUUGGCUAAUCUGAUAGAACAAGUAUGCAGUGCUAAGUCAUGGGAAGGGAUAAUUAAGAAGCUCUGGCCAAGAACAAAGUACAUUGGUGCUAUUGUUACAGGUUCUAUGGCACAGUAUAUCCCAACACUCAACUUUUAUAGCGGAGGCCUUCCUUUGGUUUCGCUAGUGUAUGGUUCUUCUGAAUGUUUUUUUGGGAUCAAUUUAAAUCCUCUAUGCCAACCUUCUGAUAUCUCGUAUACCAUCCUCCCUAACAUGGCCUAUUUUGAGUUCAUACCUGUGGAUACAAGCAAUGGGGCAGUUUGCACAGGGAAGGAGAAUAUUGUUGAUCUUGCGAAUGUGAAGAUUGGCCAAUUUUAUGAAAUUGUUAGCACCACUAAUACUGGGAUAUAUAGAUACAGAGUUGGAGACAUUGUUAAGGUAACAGGUUUCCACAACAAUGCUCCUCAGGUACAAGUUGUACGGCGACAAAGCGUUGUUCUAAGCAUAGAUAUAGACAAAACCACGGAGAAAAAUCUUUCGAAGGCAGUGAUGCAAGCUCAGCUCCACCUGGAGCAGCUGGGGUUCCUCCUAAUCGACUUUACUAGCUAUGCCAACACUUCUUCCAUACCAGGUCACUAUGUAUUAUUUUGGGAGCUUAUGAUGAAAGAAAGUACUAGUGAUGUUGGAGAGCUUAAUUCAGAGAUGAUUGAGCAAUGCUGCUACAUAAUUGAAGAAUCCUUGGAUGCUACCUACAAAAUAGUCAGAAAAGAGAAUUCUGCUGGACCUCUAGAGAUUAGAGUAGGAAAUCGGGGAACCUUUGAUGCAUUGAUGGAAUUUUUCAUCGCAGGAGGAUCCUCUCUAAGCCAAUACAAGACACCAAGGUGCAUCAAGUCUGAGGAUGCAAUUAAGCUGUUGGAUUCGCGAGUAGUAGGAAGAUAUUUCAGCCCAAAAACCCCUCAUCUCCUUCCUGAUGAAAUCUGAAGCAAUAAGGGAUCAUUUUUUUUUUCCUGAUCAGGAUUAAUCCUCACAUUUUUGUGCCAAGAAAAUUCUACUUUUAGUGAGAUUGGAGUUUUCUUUCUUGCCUUUUUUUUUUUCUUAAUUUUUUAAGAAAAGAAGAUUGAACUA
Messenger RNA from Rubroshorea leprosula, 2213 nucleotides. The record is from the annotation of a GenBank genome assembly. NCBI's taxonomy places the organism in Eukaryota, Viridiplantae, Streptophyta, Magnoliopsida, Malvales, Dipterocarpaceae.